AUAGGGAGAAAGGGAUCGCAUAUGCACAUCUAACUGACAUGACAAGAUAUUUUGUAGGAUUUCGCGGUUGUGAGGUGAGGUUACGAGUAUUGAAGGCGGUUUGAAAUUUGCGAAAUUCUUCCUUUCUCUCUCUCGUUUUGCCUCCACUCAAUUUAGCGGACUUUUCAGAUAUUUUCACUGCUCAACUUAAGACUAAGCAUGAGCAGCAUUUUGUUUGAGAAUGGGUGAAGUGGCGGCUCACAAGGGGUUGAUACCGACGCAGGAGGACCAAACCAACAGUGCCUCCGCGGUUCGGUGGGAGAGGUUUCUGCCUCGGAUGGUGCUUCGGGUGUUGCUUGUCGAAGCUGAUGAUUCUACUCGCCAGAUCAUUGCUGCCCUUCUCCGUAAAUGCAGUUACAGAGUUGCUGCAGUUCGUGAUGGAUUAAAGGCAUGGGAGACAUUGAAGAACAAAGCAGAUGACAUAGAUCUCAUAUUAACAGAAGUGGAUUUGCCAUCAAUAUCUGGAUUUUCACUUCUUACUUUAAUCAUGGAGCAUGACACUUGCAAAAACAUUCCUGUCAUAAUGAUGUCUUCUCAUGAUUCUGUUAGCAUGGUGUUCAAAUGCAUGUUAAAAGGGGCAGCUGAUUUUCUUAUAAAACCUGUUCGUAGGAAUGAGCUAAGAAACUUGUGGCAGCAUGUAUGGAGAAGGCAUGCUAUUAGCAAGCCUCCUGAAAAUUUAACAUUACCACAGAUCAAACUUGAUGUUGCUGCAGAAAACCAUGCUGCAAGCAACAAUUCUAGUGGUUCUGUGGCUUCUACACAGAAAAAUGAUGAAUGCAGCGAGAAAACUAGUGAGGCUCAAAGCACAUGUACAUCGCCAAUUUUGGAAGCUGAGAGUGCAUGCCUGGAAAAUAUGCAGGAUAUGUCCCAGCUAAAGAGUUCUUCAAAUUUGAGCAAUAUUGACAUAGUGAACCACCAAAACUCUGCCAAAUGUGAAAGGGAAUCAGCUAAGCAUAACGAUGAAGCUGGGGAGAAAUCAAUAGUUCUAUCCGAAACUGCAAGGAGCAACAAAACUUUUAAACCAACAGGUUUAAGGCUAGGUCAAGGCCAUGAGGAUAGUGAAACAAAGAAUGAAGAUGAAGUUGUAAGAACAACGUUUAGCAAAGCCAAUCCUUUGAUUAAUACAGAGAUUCGUGGAUGCAGUGAUGAAGUGGUAAAACCUUCUACUGGGGCUAUUGACUUGAUGGCGACAUUUAAGGAUAUUCCAAAGAGCAAUGAUGAAAAUUGUAGUUUCAAUGGUGGUAAUAUAGCCAAGUUUGAUUUUGAUACACAACUGGAACUUUCUUUAAGAAGACAUUUUCCUGGCAGCUCGUGUAAAACUGCAUCUGAGGAAAGGAAAAUAUUGAACCAUUCAAAUGCUUCUGCCUUUUCUUGGUAUAGCAGUAGUAAGUUGUUGCAGCCUCUUUUUUCAACACCAUCAACUUCUGAUAAAUUAACAAAUGCUGGUCAGAACUCUCACGAGUCUCAUCAGUUAUCUGAAAAUACAAAUAUCUCUCAUCAAUUUUGGGGAAAAAAUCAAAAUCAGGAGAAAAUCACCGGUCUGAUCAUUGGUCAGUCUGGACAAGUUGAUCCAAAAUUACCAAACAGUCAACCUAGAUUCUUUCCUGCUACUGGGGUUAAUUCUGAUCAUAAGUUCUCGGGACAAGGUAAUGUUUUCCCUUCUAUGAUCCUCGCACAAUCAGGUGUCCAUCCCAUAUGGACUCCAAAGCCAGUAUGCCAGAAAGAGAGUUCUCCAUUUCCCACAAGUACUUCCUCCCAGUCCAAUCCUGAAAGUCACAACUCAGAACGUCGUCACUGGUCAGAUGAUGCAACUUAUACUACUGAUCAAAAUGCAAAUGAUCAAAGCAAUUUGGAUUGUGGGACACAUGAAUCUCCUGCCGCUGGUCAGAGUUCUAGCACUAGUUUUUACCAUGAUGCAGCAAAUCAUAACAGUAGUGGUACAUACGGAAGCUUAGGCUGCAGAAGUGAUGGAAAUGCUACUUCAGCUCUGGUAGCCAAGGACAACCCUGAAAGUUUUAUUGAUAGUGGUCAACGUAGCUACGAUGGAUUCAGAGGGACAGAUUCUCAUAUCAACCAACGGGAAGCAGCUCUAACAAAAUUCCGACUGAAGCGGAAAGACAGAUGCUAUGAAAAGAAGGUUCGAUACCAAAGCCGGAAGAGACUGGCGGAGCAGCGCCCUCGGGUGAAAGGGCAAUUUGUUCGCCAAAUACAACACAAUGACCAUCCAGUAGUAGAUGCCAGUGGUGGUUCCUGAAAUUGUUUUAUUUCAAUCCACCACCAUUAUUGAAUUACGGUCCGACUCCCAACACUGAUUUGCCUCUUGACAAGGAUUGACAGUAAGGUCUAGUGUGUCUGGUGAAAUGUGUUUGCUUUUAGCAUUGUUAGUAUUUUCUUCUGGCUUGUUAUAUUGGCUGUUUUUUAGAGUGUAGGGUUGUAAUUAUUUAGUAGGAUCGAUCUAAAGUUUUGAUUUUACCUCCUGUAUAUGUUUUCUCGAGUGAAUAAUAUAGGGCUGUCGUUAUAUAGGCAGUAUGCUUCUGUACUAAAAGGUUGAAAUACCUUUUAUCUCGGCAAGCAUCUCUGGUUUUGCCAUCAACCAAUCUUUACAUUGAAUCAUUUGAGCAUCCUCUUAAAAUCUUAGUCUUAGUUGCCCCAUUAGACGUAAACUAUUUGACAUGUCACAUUGUUAAUUUGUUUGUUCAAGAUUCCUAAUCUUCACAACUGAAGAGUCCUGGAACAAUGAGCGUUAGGGCUGUUGGGCUCUGAAGUAGCCGUUUACGCGGUCGGGGUUCCCCUUGACAGUUCAGUGCUACAUUUUUUACGUUCCUACUUUGUCUCUCUUUCUAUUGGAAGGGAUCGCCACGCGUUUUAAGUGAACGCAGGAUGUGGGAGAGACGUACUCUAGAAAGCAUUUUCUUUCUUGGCUCGUUGGAACUUGGAGAACACUUGUCUCCGGGUGCAAAUACCCUAUAUAAAGGCUAAUCCUAAAUGAAAACAAGGAGGCAAUAUUCCACCAAAAGUAAACAGUGUGCAUGUGUGAUUUGUAUAAAUUUUAUGUGACGCGUGCUUACCAUUUGUGGGACACAGCAUGUUGAGUAUGCGGUGGAAUGUGACGGGGUAGGGUCCAAACGGAAACCAAACGUGUGUAAAAUUGAAGUGAAAACACAUAAUCACUUAUUCUCAUCUCUCUUUUAUUGCAAGCAGAAACUGUUCAUUUUCUAAUCUUAUCCAUUUGUCGGCAAAAGAACUCAAAUUGAGCC
Abrus precatorius (Indian licorice) is the source of this 3296-nucleotide messenger RNA. RefSeq names its product two-component response regulator-like APRR9. Gene Ontology annotation, cellular component: nucleus. Gene Ontology annotation, molecular function: protein binding. The record is from RefSeq and is a predicted model, not a curated record. The transcript has 9 exons. Gene Ontology annotation, biological process: regulation of flower development; cytokinin-activated signaling pathway; phosphorelay signal transduction system. NCBI's taxonomy places the organism in Eukaryota, Viridiplantae, Streptophyta, Magnoliopsida, Fabales, Fabaceae. The coding region runs from base 221 to 2293 and encodes 690 amino acids.